CAUAAAUAUGGGUGUCUGAACUUAUGUGGAAAUCAGUGAUUAAGAGGAAACAUAAAAGCAAGCCUUCGCGCCUCCGUUACCAAUAAUCAUGGAUUCAGAAGACAGGGACGAGAUUCACAUCAAACUUGUUGUGGCCACUCCUAUCAAAGACUCGGUCGUAUCCGACAUCACGGAACGUCUUCAAAAAGUCCAUUCCGAUGCUACCCUCACUUCGAUCACCCAAAGCGAAGGCGCUCUUUUCUUCCAUUGUCCUUCAUCUGAUCCCGAGGUCCGGGACAAAUUUGUGGAUUUAUUCAUACAAUGGCUGGACACUCAAGCGGUAUCAAUAACCAACUACAAUAUAAUACUCGGACGAUUAUGAGAUUCAUUCUUCGAACGGUGAUUCUGCUGCUACCCGUUACCGCGGCCUCUCCCAUUUCUGCCA
Molecule: messenger RNA, 424 nt
Organism: Aspergillus novofumigatus IBT 16806
Lineage: Eukaryota; Fungi; Ascomycota; Eurotiomycetes; Eurotiales; Aspergillaceae
Exons: 1
Coding region: 89-361 (90 amino acids)
Source: RefSeq, a predicted model, not a curated record